AUGACAUCCAACAACACAUCAUAUCUUUCACAGGAAUGUCCCACCCUCGGCUAUCACACCGCAGAUGUGGCUGUCUCUGUCCUCUAUUUGCUGAUGUUCCCCGUUGCGUUGUUGCUCAAUGCAGUUGCAGGAUGUGUCUCGUUGCACCUCCGGUCCACCUCUACCUUCAUAGUGUACCUGAAAAACCUGGUGGCUGCUGACCUGCUCUUGACCUUGUCGAUCCCACUAAUGGUAGCUAGUACCCUCCCAGGAGCAACAGUUGAGUUAAAAAUGGUCGCCUGCCGUUACUCAACUGUAAUUUUGUACAGCUGCCUGUACACAAGCAUUUCUUUAAUGGGUCUCAUCAGCUUAGAUCGCUUCUUCAAAAUUGUCAGACCGUGUGGGAGCUCACUGGGACAAAACCUGGUCUUCAGUCGUGUCAUGUGCAGCCUGGUCUGGGUGGUGAUAUUUGGAAGCACAACUAUCCCAACCAUCAUUCUAACUGAUCAGGAUCCUGGUAACACAACAGGAGAUUUUUGUAUGUCCCUCAAAGGUCCAGCUGGUCUGACUCUUCAUCAGUUUGUGAUUUUAUUUAUGGAGGUGCUUUUCUGGUUUGUCAGUGCGCUGGUUGUGGUUUGCUACAUCUGCAUCACCAACAAGGUUCUUCAGUCCUUCAGAAACUCUGGGAGCAACAAUAACCAGGGAAAGAAGAAAACCAAACUAAGGGUCUUCUUGAUUCUCCUUGUAUUCUUUGUAUGUUUUGUGCCUCUCCAUAUGUUACGGAUUCCAUUCCAUACAAUGUAUGAGCUCAGUCACGGCAGUGUCUGUGCUGACGAUUGGAUGAAGAUAGCCAAUAACUUUGCCCUGUGGCUCUCCACUACCAAUGUCUGCCUGGAUCCUCUCCUCUACAUCUAUCUGUGUAGAGAGUUCAAAGAGAGACUGGUUGAUAUGAUGAAAGUUAGAGGAAUCUGUACACAGCUAAAUGCAGGCAUAAAUGAAGAUACUUCCCAGUAG
Molecule: messenger RNA, 993 nt
Organism: Myripristis murdjan (pinecone soldierfish)
Lineage: Eukaryota; Metazoa; Chordata; Actinopteri; Holocentriformes; Holocentridae
Product: P2Y purinoceptor 13-like
Exons: 1
Coding region: 1-993 (330 amino acids)
Biological process (GO): G protein-coupled receptor signaling pathway; negative regulation of adenylate cyclase activity
Cellular component (GO): membrane
Molecular function (GO): G protein-coupled purinergic nucleotide receptor activity
Source: RefSeq, a predicted model, not a curated record